AAUAAUAAUAAUAAUAAUAAUAAUAAUAAUAAUAAUAGUCACGGAAUCAACGGUACUCGUACAUACGUACGUACGUACGUACGACGAAUGCAUCGUAGAUGCAAGUUGGUAUCUGUAAAGUUUGCGGAGACGAGUGGAACGCACGCCUACGUGCUAUAUAUAUCGAUAUCGGUGUCCAGCCUAUGUGAUUUGAAUCGUCCGGCAAUCGAGGAGGGUCGGUUUACGGGCUUUUACGCCCGUUGCCCAACAAUCGGGUGGUAGUCGGGCGCUCCGAGGCGGGAAACUUAUUGUACAUGGUACGCGUGUGCGUGGAUCUGCGUAGACGUAGAUCGCGAAAAUUGCGCGACGGUGCAGCCGAGGAGCAAGUUGCGUGUAAGUAUACACGUGUCGAUUCCACGUAGUUACGCAACACUUCGCAAACUGUAUGUACCAAGAAUUGAGUAAAAGACUAUGGCGAGUUGCGCUGGGCGGAGUUCGUCUUCUUAUUGUUAACGGGGCUGAAGAGUCGGGAGUGCGGGAGUCCGGGAGACCGGGAGACCGGGAGACGGUCCUCAACACUUUUAUUUCAAACUCGACGGUGAAACUGGAAGGGCAGGGGGACUGAAUGUGAUAAAAAGUGUUCGUCGUUGCGCUGCACGUGAGCACCAGCAGCACUCUGUCCCGCAUCGUCGAUUGCCGCAAUAAAACUAGGGAGCAAAGAUACGUUGAAAAAAGUAUACCGAUAAAAUAAUGACUCGGACAUUUUGCGCCAAAUCUCUUUCGAUCUUGUGUGCCAUAUGCGCAGUUUGCGGAUUACAACGAUGCGACGAGGAUAUCGGUGGUUGGGAAAAGGUAGCCGGAAUGAGACCAGAAUCCGUACGUUCGACGCGAAUACUUUACGAGGGCGUAGAUUCGCAGGGGAUCACUGCAACGUGUUUCAAGAGAUGCGAUGCGUCAAACUGUACCGCCUUCGUGGUUGACUUGCAGCGGGGUGGAUGCUUCAGCGUUGAGGUCACUUCGGAACAAUUUCUACCAGAACCAAAUGUUACUUUCUACCACAAAAUCUGUAUAAGAGUACCUGCGGACUGCCGGGCCCGGCGCCUCUGGCAGGUAGAACGAACGCUAGGUGCUAUUCUAGUCGACGCGUCUCCAACGUGGUUACCAGGAAUAAUGACGAGGGCGGAGUGCUACCAGCGUUGCAUAGCCGCCGGAAGAAAUUGCAGGUCCGCCCGUUAUCGUACCGCGGAAGACUUGCGGAUCGGAGAUACGCGGGGUAGGUGCGCCCUCUCCAACGUCGACAGGGGUAACAGGCCGCAGGCGUACAGGGCCUCGAUGUACAGGGACGAGUAUCUGCAAAAUCAGUGCCAUAAUUUGACCAAGGCUGACUACUGUUCGUAUUCGGAGUAUCGGGACACGACCAUGUUGUAUUCGGAUCUGAGGAUCAUCGGGCUCGAUCCGGAAGAGUGCGAGGCGAGGUGCGACGCGAGUUCCGACGGAUUCAACUGCAGGGGAUACAGUACGAUACGUCGCACGAACGGUGGAAACACCGAGCCCGCUUUACUCUGCCUUCUUCACGCCGACGGCACCGUCGGAGCUGGUCCCAGUUCCUUGAUAAACGCUCCCAAUUUAAUCUACAGGGAACGCGAACCCUGCCUGGACCUUCGAGUUCGAUGCACGAACGGCAGCCUUGCGAUAGAGCUCACCACCGAGGUUCCUUUCUGGGGGAGAAUAUACGCGAGCGGAUGGGGCGAACGGUGCGGCGUGCACGGGAGCGGUAGGAAUUUAACAUCCCUCCGUCUGACGUUGCCCCGGAUAAUCGACGACCCUGCCGAGGACGGGGCAAGGGCCUGCGGAGUCGCUCGCGCGAUUUCGAUCGACAGCCGCAACCGAAGCCGGACGGUGGCGUGGGCGACGAUAGUCGUUCAAUUCAACCCGAUAAUCCAGCGACUGGGGGACCAGGCGGUCAGAGUUGGGUGUUUCCUCGACGGGGAUGCGGACGACCUUCCGCAGCCGAGGAAUAUAACGGUGCACUCGGACGUUCGUUUCAUCGAUCCCAACGCGGGUCUACCACCGAUUGUUACCACCGUCAUUAACUCGUCGUCGGACGCACCCACGGUCAGAAUGAGGAUACUCGACGACAGUCUCAUGCGCGACGCCACCGUUACGCAGCUGGGGCAGAAAUUGAUCCUUAAAAUCGAGAUUACCCCACCUCACGGAGCGUACGACAUAUUUGCCGGACAUUUGGUCGCUAGUAGCGCGGGAGGUGAUUCCUCGUAUCUGCUUAUCGACGAGAUCGGGUGUCCGACGGACUCUGGUACGUUUCCGGCGCUCGUACGAGACACGGACAACAGUUCACUUGUCGGAAGAUUUACCGCCUUCAAGUUCCCCAACAGCCAAUUAGUCAGGUUCAAUGUCGUGGUAAAGUUCUGCGCUGGAAGAUGCGAACCGGCGCGAUGCAGCAACGGCGUCGGUUCAUACGGAAGGCGGCGCAGGGAGGUGGACGAGGACGAAGCCGCGGAAGCUAAAGUAAACGAAAUCCUACCGAAGGGGACUCCGGAUCAGCUGCCCCUGCAAUUUUCGAUAAUAGUUCAGAGUCCUGUCGUAUCGCCGGACCCUCUCCGCUCGCGGGACAACGCCGUUCCGGACACGGUUCUCAUAGCCGGCGGUCAUACGUUGGAAAGUUUACUUUGCGUGGACGCCGGGCUGGCCUUGGGAUUGCUCAUACUCUGGCUGAUCGUUCAAAUAAUAUUAACGGCUGGCUGUUUGGUGGCGGUAAAACGUUACAGGCGAUUGGCUCGACAGGCGGAAGAAGACCGCGCCGAUAUCCUGGCCAGGCAUCUUUACGGCAUUCACGGUGGCAAUUUUGAAGUUGCUAGGCGAGUACGGUGGGCCGAUCACAACGGCUCGUCCGUAAGCUAGUACCUAUAUCGAUCGAUGUCGCGUCCUUCUGUACAAACAAUAUAUUCAUGGAAUCAUGAUCUGGGAUUCAUCAGAUAAUAAACAUGAAACGUGAAA
Athalia rosae (coleseed sawfly) is the source of this 2994-nucleotide messenger RNA. RefSeq lists its product as uncharacterized. The record is from RefSeq and is a predicted model, not a curated record. The coding region runs from base 730 to 2898 and encodes 722 amino acids. The transcript is spliced from 13 exons. Lineage: Eukaryota; Metazoa; Arthropoda; Insecta; Hymenoptera; Athaliidae.